AUAAUAUAAUAAUAACGGCGUAUUUUUAAAGCUUCUUCAUUUUCGUCAAAUAAGUAUCCAAAGCACUCCUUCGAGUUCUCCAAAAUGGCUCAGAUGAAAGUUGUAAUGAAGGUGCUAACCAUGUCUGAUGAAAAGACAAAGCAGAAAGCCAUAGAAGCUGCAGCUGAUAUUUUAGGUGUAGAUUCAAUAGCAGCAGAUCUAAAGGAGCAAAAAUUAACAGUGAUAGGAGAGAUGGAUGCAGUAGCAGUGGUGAAGAAAUUGAAAAAAGCUGUUGGUAAAGUUGAUAUAUUAUCAGUGGGACCAGCUAAGGAAGAGAAGAAGGAAGAAAAAAAGGAAGAGAAAAAAGAGGAAAAGAAAGAAGAAAAAAAGGAAGAGAAGAAGGAGGAAAAGAAAGAAGAGAAGAAAGCAGAAGCAAAGUGAAACAUCAUCUCUAUUUGAAGUAUUCAAAUUGCA
Messenger RNA from Solanum verrucosum, 453 nucleotides. RefSeq names its product heavy metal-associated isoprenylated plant protein 39. The record is from RefSeq and is a predicted model, not a curated record. Lineage: Eukaryota; Viridiplantae; Streptophyta; Magnoliopsida; Solanales; Solanaceae. Bases 85 to 420 code for a protein of 111 amino acids. The transcript has 3 exons. Gene Ontology annotation, molecular function: metal ion binding.